AGAUCACGAGGUGGGUAUGCGUGGCUUGUAAGGGCGAAUGUAGAUGGUGUCAGGCAGCACUGGAUUGAUGCUCGAAAUUGUUUGAAUUCUAACUGGUUAAGAUUUGUUAAUUGCUCCAGAUUCGAUGAGGAGCAAAACCUCGUGACAGUUCAAUAUAGGGGGAAGAUAUACUACAGAGCAUGCAAA
This is a messenger RNA of Trichobilharzia szidati, 186 nucleotides long. The record is from the annotation of a GenBank genome assembly. Lineage: Eukaryota; Metazoa; Platyhelminthes; Trematoda; Strigeidida; Schistosomatidae.